AUCUGUCCGUUAUCCUUCCUGAGAAUUUUGACCAUGUAGUGGAAUCAUCGCUUUGAAGAUUUGAGAAGUAAUUAACCGUGUCUAAUGCCAUGGCUUCUGACGAACUACAAGAAAAAGCAAAUUUUACAAGACUCAGUAGACUAUUAGUUGACAAAGGAACUGAGGCUUUGAGAAAUACAUUUGAUACCAUCCAUCCACCUGUUAGUCUACCUGGAGUACUGGCUGCAAACAAAACAUCUCUUCAAAAGUUAAAACCUCGAGUUAUUAAUAAUUCCCAGUGGGAUUUACUGUUUCCUCCGUCUGGCAACCCACCAGAUUCCAAAACCUUUGAUGUUACAUUACUUACAGUUCUACUCCGGAACAUUUGUGGUUUUGCACCAACAGGAUGGAGUGUAAUGCCUCCGGAUACUGAUAGAUCAGAGCAAGCGAAUAUCACAAGAAUCAAGUGUUACAGAAAUGAAGUUAUUGCACAUGUAAGAACAACUCGAGUUGACAAUUCAACAUUUAAAUCUUUAUGGAAGAAAAUCUCCCAGGCGAUAGUAGAAUUGGGCGUUUCACAGAGUGAUGUCGACGAUUUAGGAAAAUGUCCUCUUGGGCCUGAAGAAAAAGUGUAUGUGCAAAAGCUUAAAGAUUGGGAACUGCGGGAAGAUGAGUGUAAUAAAAAGCUUGCGACAAUUGAACGUUCUGUAAAUAAUGUAACACAAAUGGCUGAAGAAAACCGUGACGAAAUAAAUAAAAUCCGCCAGUCUCACAUCAAUCUUGAAAAAAAAUCCCGCACAGAAAGUGAUGAAGAUUUAUUGCGAAAACUUGCUAAGCAUAAUUUUAAGGGUGAAAUUAAACGAAAAGUGAAUUUUUUCCUUCCUGGAACAAGAGAGUGGUUGUUAGUGAAAGUUAACGAGUGGUUUCAAAUGUGUGACAAUGAUUCGAGAACAAAGUUAAUAACAGCUGGACCAGGAUUUGGUAAAAGCGUGUUUGCCGCUAAAAUCUGUGAAGAUUUUGAGAAGAAUGGAAAGCUGGCUGUUUGUCAUUUUUGUGAUUUCAGUGUUUCAGACCUAAGAAAUCCUAUGGUGAUGCUGCAGUCUCUCGCAAGUCAGAUGUGUGAGAAUGUCCCUGUUUUUAAAGAGAAGCUUCUUGACCAGUUAAAGCGACCUCAUCAAGUCAAAACCCUCGAAGAUACAUUUCGAAUAUAUUUGCAAAAUCCCUUAGAUGAAUUGGAAAUAAAAGAGCCACGUUUAGUCGUGAUCGAUGGCUUGGAUGAAAGUGCUGCAGAUAAUAAGAAUGAAAUUACGCAUUUGAUUGCUGAAUAUUUUCCUGAUCUUCCUGAGUACAUCAAAAUCUUGGUGACGAGCAGGCCAGAGAUUUCCGUUGCUGAUCUAAGACUAAGAGAAGAUCAAAAGACGAACAUUGCGAAUGUUAACGCCAACAAUAAGACAGAUCUUGAACUUUAUUUUAAAGAAUGUCUUCCAUGUUUAGUUGGCAGGGAAAUAAAUCAAAGUGAAGUGAGCCGUGAUUUGCAUGAGUAUAGCUGGUUAAGAAGGGAUGAAUCUAUUAGUUUACUUUCCAUUUUUGUUGCCAAAUGCCAGGGCUCAUUUCUCUAUGCAUAUCACUUUCAAUCUGGCCUAACGGCUCGCUAUGAUCUUGAGAAGAUAACAAAUGAUGACUUGAUGGAGUUUCUCCCAGAAGGUCUGCAUUCUGUUUACGAACGAUAUUUCAAACGCCUUGAAGCCGAGCUUAGCGACAUAAAACAUGAAAAGUUUGACGUGUUGAAAAUUUUGGAAAUGCUGGUUGCUUCCGAAGGACCUCUUCCCCUCACUAUCGUCGCUCAGGCUUUUGGUUUAGCUCCAGAUUGUCGCGACACGAAAGUCAUCAUCAACAAAAUUAAUGAAACCGUAUCGUGCUUGUUUUACGUUUCAGAUGACAUGUUAACCGUUUUUCACAAAUCCGUUAUUGAUUGGCUUCUGGCAAAGGGCUACAAAGAUCACCAGUAUGCUGUCGAGGUCGAUGAUGGACAUAGAUCGCUUUGGCCUUUAUGCGAAAAGGUUUUUAAAGAAAUUAAAGAUAAAUAUGUUAACUCAGGACCUGGGGUGAACUUUACUAAUGACGUGGAAUACGCUCUGAAACAUGGUUUAAAACAUCUAGAAAAGUGUGAAAUGGAGGAAUGUGUGUUUUGGUCAGUUGAUGUUAUUAUCUUAUGUUAUAUGAUAACUGUAAGCUAUUCAAGUGUAUUGCGGCGUUCCUGGCUCAGAUUACUGCAAUGUUCCUGGAUUAAAAACGAAGAUGUACGCGCCCGCAUUUCGUACCAUGUCAUUGAAUUUGAGUCUUUUGAUCUUGCCCUGGGACCCGCAAGGAUGAAUUACAAAAAUUCAAAACAAUGUCUUUCGACAGUACUUUCACAAUGGUAUUUACAAGCGGUUCUUACCCGUUCUCCAGAAGGUUAUUUCAGCGAUGAUGAGAAGAAAAUCGCGGAGACGCUACUAUCAAACCGUUCACCUUUUGUCGAGUCGAAGUCUUACGAAGUUUCGGUUUUGCCGAGAGCAGUCUGGGAACCCAGUGACUUUGAUGAUAUUAUAGCUUUUGCUUUAUCUAACGACGAGAAAAGAGUAGCAGUUGUAAGAGAGAAUUUUAUCCAUGUGUUAUCCCUACCAACUUUAGUUGAAAUUAUCAAUUAUUCAACAAAAUUGGUAAGAAUUCGAUGCUGCACAUUUUCUCCAGACGACUCGCUCAUAUUAUUUGGUAAACUGGAAACGGCGUUUAACAUUGCUGGAAGAAAGGAAGUUCCAUUUUUCCCUGGAAAUGAAGAGACGUUCGCGUCCUGUGCAUUUUCUCCUAACGGCAAAAGACUUCUACUAGCGACGAUUCAAACACCAUUAAACUAUGGGACGUUGCUAAACAAAAAAUGCUGUCGUCGCUUUGUGCUGGAUUUCGUGUUGGUUGGUGUUCUUUUAGCAUCACUGGGUUAUUUAUUAUUGCAAAUUCAGAAUCUCGAUCUUAUCUGGGUUAUUCGUUGUGUGUUUGGAACGCCAUCACAUUGCAAAGAAGUGAUAAGCGAAAAUUAUCUCACAGGGAAAGUGUGA
This is a messenger RNA of Dendronephthya gigantea, 3074 nucleotides long. RefSeq lists its product as uncharacterized. Gene Ontology annotation, molecular function: protein binding. Lineage: Eukaryota; Metazoa; Cnidaria; Anthozoa; Malacalcyonacea; Nephtheidae. The transcript is spliced from 2 exons. Bases 90 to 3074 code for a protein of 994 amino acids. The record is from RefSeq and is a predicted model, not a curated record.